Molecule: messenger RNA, 545 nt
Organism: Nymphalis io (European peacock)
Lineage: Eukaryota; Metazoa; Arthropoda; Insecta; Lepidoptera; Nymphalidae
Gene: mRpL52
Product: 39S ribosomal protein L52, mitochondrial
Exons: 3
Coding region: 102-485 (127 amino acids)
Biological process (GO): mitochondrial translation
Cellular component (GO): mitochondrial large ribosomal subunit
Molecular function (GO): structural constituent of ribosome
Source: RefSeq, a predicted model, not a curated record
GUCAAAACUCAAAUGUCAACAAUAAAUGUAACCUAUAUUUAAAAAAUAAAAUUAAGUACAGAAUUUAUUUUGAAAUCAUUUACCCAGGUUAAUUAUAAAAUAUGAAUACGUUAAUAAAGGGGAUAAGCUGCUUAACAUACGCUAAACUGAAUACCAUUAGUCGUUCCCUGAGUUGCACAUCAACGCUGUUUCUGAAGCAGUGGCGAAUUAAUCGAGGCUUGUCAGUUAAUCGCACCGCUGAAGGUAUUCUCACUGAUGGACAGGAUUAUACUUUUUUAGAUGGAAGACCAACACCAUUACUGCAAAAACAGAAGAAACGCAUGCUCAAAAAUCAGGAAUAUGCAAGUCAAAUUGUCACAAUGUGCUCAGAAGUUGAUUUUGCUAAACAAAGACAUCAGAACACACUACGAGCGAAGGAAGAAGAGCGGCAAGCAAUUAUUAGUAACAGGCUCAAGCCAAAAGGAAAGGCUUUAUGGAAAAAAUAAUUAAAUAUAAUUCGUUUAUUUUAUAUUAGGUUGUUUGUUAGUAAUAAAAUUUAAUAGUUA